Coccidioides immitis RS is the source of this 2834-nucleotide messenger RNA. Its product is annotated as ribonucleoside-diphosphate reductase large chain. Gene Ontology annotation, cellular component: ribonucleoside-diphosphate reductase complex. Gene Ontology annotation, biological process: deoxyribonucleotide biosynthetic process; DNA replication. The record is from RefSeq and is a predicted model, not a curated record. Gene Ontology annotation, molecular function: ATP binding; ribonucleoside-diphosphate reductase activity, thioredoxin disulfide as acceptor. NCBI's taxonomy places the organism in Eukaryota, Fungi, Ascomycota, Eurotiomycetes, Onygenales, Onygenaceae. The coding region runs from base 1 to 2634 and encodes 877 amino acids. The transcript has 5 exons.
AUGUUCGUCUACAAGAGAGACGGGCGCAAGGAGCGCGUGCAAUUCGACAAAAUCACGGCUCGCGUGUCAAGAUUAUGCUAUGGGCUUGAUCCAGAGCAUGUCGAUGCUGCAGCUAUCACCCAGAAAGUAAUUUCGGGAGUAUACCAAGGAGUAACUACCAUUGAGCUGGACAACCUGGCCGCUGAAACUGCUGCAUACAUGACUGUCACCCAUCCAGACUAUGCUAUCCUUGCCGCCAGAAUAGCCGUGUCCAACCUGCACAAGCAGACCAAGAAGCAAUUCUCAUCUGUCAUCGACGAUCUUUACCACUAUAUUAACCCAAAGAACAACCGCCCUGCACCUAUGAUCUCCCAAAAGACAUACGAAAUCGUCAUGAAGCAUUCAGCUGAGCUUAACUCAGCUAUCGUUUACGACCGUGACUUCAAUUAUCAAUACUUUGGGUUCAAAACUCUGGAAAGGUCGUACCUAUUGCGAAUCAACGGCAAGGUCGCUGAGCGUCCCCAGCACAUGAUCAUGCGUGUUGCAGUCGGCAUCCAUGGCGAAGACAUUGAGAAGGCAAUUGAGACGUAUAAUCUGAUGUCCCAGAAGUUCUUCACUCACGCUUCCCCCACGCUUUUCAAUGCUGGAACGCCACAGCCACAGAUGGCUUCCUGUUUCCUCAUCGACAUGAAGGAGGACAGUAUCGAAGGCAUUUAUGAUACUCUGAAGACCUGUGCGCUGAUCUCAAAGACAGCCGGUGGUAUCGGUCUUAAUGUCCAUCGUAUCCGUGCCACUGGUUCCUACAUUGCAGGAACAAACGGCUCCUCCAACGGAAUUAUCCCUAUGCUCCGUGUCUUUAAUAACACCGCUCGGUACGUCGAUCAGGGUGGCAAUAAACGGCCAGGUGCCUUCGCCAUCUACCUUGAACCUUGGCACUCUGAUAUCUUCGAAUUUUUGGAUCUUCGCAAGAACCACGGAAAGGAGGAAGUGAGAGCCCGUGAUCUGUUCCUCGCCCUUUGGACACCUGAUUUGUUUAUGAAACGUGUUGAGAAAAACGGUGAUUGGACUUUGUUCUGUCCCAACGAGGCACCAGGGCUUGCUGAUGUUUAUGGCGAUGAGUUCGAGGCCCUCUAUGAGCAGUACGAGAAGGAAGGCCGUGGCCGAAAGACCAUCAAGGCCCAGAAGCUUUGGUAUGCGAUUCUAGAAGCUCAAACUGAGACCGGGAACCCCUUUAUGCUUUAUAAGGAUGCGUGCAACCGCAAGAGCAACCAGAAAAACCUUGGAACCAUCCGAAGCUCUAACUUGUGCACGGAAAUCAUCGAAUAUACCUCUCCAGACGAAGUUGCGGUCUGCAACCUUGCAUCCCUUGCCUUACCCACAUACGUCGAUCCCGUUCGUGGCGAGUAUGACUUUGGCAAGCUGCAUGAAGUCACACAAGUUCUUGUUCGAAAUUUGAACAAAAUCAUUGAUGGCAAUCAUUAUCCUGUCCCUGAAGCACGAAAGAGUAAUUUCCGCCAUCGUCCUAUUGCUGUCGGUGUGCAAGGUCUUGCCGAUGCUUUCCUUGCCCUGCGGUUGCCAUUCGACUCGCCGGAAGCAAGACAACUGAAUAUUCAGAUCUUUGAAACGAUCUAUCACGCUGCUUUGACCGCGUCUUGCGAUAUCGCCAAGGUGGACGGUCCUUAUGAGACCUAUGAAGGCUCUCCCGUCUCGCAAGGCAUUUUGCAGUAUGAUAUGUGGAACGUGACCCCAACCGACCUUUGGGAUUGGGAUUCCCUCAAAAGGGACAUCGCAAAACAUGGUGUUCGCAACAGUUUACUCGUUGCUCCCAUGCCUACCGCUAGCACAAGUCAGAUCCUCGGAUUUAACGAAUGUUUUGAGCCAUACACGUCAAACAUCUACUCUCGUCGUGUUCUUGCCGGUGAAUUCCAAGUCGUGAAUCCAUGGCUUUUGAAGGAUCUCGUCGAUCUCGGCCUUUGGUCCGACAACAUGAAGAAUCGCAUAAUCGCUGAAGGCGGUUCAAUCCAAAACAUUCCAAAUAUCCCCGCCGACAUCAAGGCUCUUUACAAAACAGUGUGGGAGAUCUCUCAGAGAACCAUCGUUCAAAUGGCCGCCGACCGUGGUGCAUAUAUUGACCAGUCUCAAUCCCUCAACAUCCACCUCAAGGAGCCUACGAUGGGCAAGAUCACCAGCAUGCACUUUGCGGGAUGGAAGCUGGGUCUGAAGACGGGAAUGUACUAUCUCCGCACGAUGGCAGCUUCUGCACCUAUCCAGUUCACGGUCGACCAGGAACAGCUCAAAGUUGCAGAUACAAACGUCGCGAGGUCGAGCGUCGUGGGGAAAAAGAGAGGUGGUGGGCUUGGUAACUCUUCUGGCGCUUACUCCGCCGUGCCCCGGCCGAUGUACGACCAGAAGCAACCUGAAUCGGAGCCCCCUCGGCCAGUGAGUCCCAAGGGGAUUCCUGCGUUCCAACGGACACCGGCGACGGCUCCGCCGGAUGAGGAGCUGGGGAAGAAGCAAACCCAGUCAAUGACGGAGGUACAGGUCAACGAGACAAAUACCGGUGAGCAGGGACAGAGUGAACAGGAUAUUUAUUCGCAGAAGGUGUUGCAGUGUAGCAUCGAAAACAAAGAAGCUUGCAUGAUGUGCAGUGGUUAGGAUAUGAAGUCGAUGAAUGUCUAUGAUGUGGGAUUAUGAUCAUGGGUAGUUUACAUAGGGCAGUUAAAGCAACGCUGCUAUUCCUUUUUGUUUUUCCCCCCACCCCUAUAGUUUGCUAUGUAUUUUGCUUGUUGCUUUUUGGUACCCCAUUUUGUUGCUUUUUUUUUUUUUUUUUCUCUUCCUCUCAUCUAUUAUCAGUU